AUGAAGUUUUUUGCAUCGGUAACCAUCGCCAGUGCGGUCGUGCACACGCUUGCCCAUCCUCGGUUUCUAUCCUCCCGCGAGUUUGUUCCUCAGGAGUGGAUCGCUCCAGCUCCUGGAGCCUCUCGUGGUCCCUGCCCUGGCCUCAACACUCUAGCUAACCAUGGGUACAUCCCUCGCGACGGCAAGAACAUCACACUCGACAUUCUCAAGGACGGGAUGCUUACCGGUUACAACAUUGAGAACUUGGAUGCAGUUAUUCUAUUCACACAGGCUAUUAAGACCAGCCCCAAGUAUCCCAACACCCGUAGCUUCGAUCUUGCUGACCUUGGUCGACACAACAUCCUUGAGCAUGACAUUUCUCUCAGUCGCUCCGACGCCUUCUUUGCCGAUCCGAACCCAUUCAAUGAGACCGUGUGGGAGGAAUCCCUUACCUACUUUCCCGACGACCUGAUGACAGUUGAACCAGUCGCCAAGGCCAGAAUGGGCCGCCUAGCUACAUCCAAGAAGACCAACCCCGAGCACUCGCUGUCCAAGCUAGCUGAUGGCUUCAGCUGGGGCGAGAUGGCAUCCUUCUUUGAGAUCAUGGCUGACGGCACCACCGGCACAGUGGAGAAGAAGUUUAUCGAGUACUGGCUGAAGAACGAGCGUAUGCCGACGGAGAUUGGGUGGCAACGAAGACCUACAAUCAUGCGAGGCAGUGAGCGCAUCGAGUUCACUAGGAGGCUUAUGCAAGCUGCUGGUGUUGCUCGUCGUGACAUUAACACUGAUGCCUAUGGUCGUAAAUUGGUUUUGUAG
Molecule: messenger RNA, 795 nt
Organism: Fusarium subglutinans
Lineage: Eukaryota; Fungi; Ascomycota; Sordariomycetes; Hypocreales; Nectriaceae
Product: sterigmatocystin biosynthesis peroxidase stcC
Exons: 4
Coding region: 1-795 (264 amino acids)
Molecular function (GO): peroxidase activity
Source: RefSeq, a predicted model, not a curated record